AUGGCAAGACUGACUGUCACAGUAACAAACGUUUCCAAAGCGGAAAGUGGAGAGCGUCAUAUCAUGGCUGGCUUGAACGAUCUGAUCCACUCUACAGUUCUACCUAAAGGAGGACCUACAAUUAUCGGGACCAAGUUUCAAUAUCAUGUUGGAGAUGAAGUGAACAUCACUUGCCACGCAGCUCCAUCUAAACCAGCUGCAAUUUUCAAGUGGUUCAUUCAUGAUGAGGAGGUUCCGCCAGCAUUUGUUUGGCAUGCCCCCGUCGUUCGAUACCGCGAUGGACUUCUAAGCAGUCAGCUGGGACUACAUUUUAUCGUGGAGCCUUCACAUUUGGUGAAUGGUGUUUUGAAGCUACGGUGUUUGGCUGCGAUCUCACAGGCAUACUCCAUGACAAGUGAAGAAAUUAUUGUUGGCAAUACUGUCAGGGCAUCUGGACUCUACACUGCAAUUGACGGCCCACGCAUAGAAGGUGGCUUGACCAAGUACCAAGUUGGAGAUGAAGUGGACGUCAACUGUACUUCAAGAAAAUCUCAGAAGCCAGCAAAGUUAUCAUGGUUUAUAAAUGACAAUAAGGCCAGUGCAGACUUCAUCGUACCGUACGAUCUCCAGACUUACCCUUAUGGAUUGAAAGCUUCGCUUCUGGGGCUGAAGUUUAUAGUUAGAGGACACCAUUUUCACAAGGGCGAAAUGAGACUUAAGUGUACUGCUACACUGUCUAAAGUAAUCAACACUAACAAUGAAGAGGUCAUUAUUGGCGGUAAUCAACAAAGUUCAGGACUACAUGUGUCUGAAAAUGGAAGCACAGUCCCAGCUGUAGGAAUCACACUGAAGCAGUCAUGCUGGAUCACAGUCACAUUUGUACUCCUUUUGUACCGGAUGUGACGCUGCGGAAGAGUAAUCAUAGAGAAAAAGUGACACAACAAUAUACUUGAAAAAUGUAGAGUUAUCGGGUGACUCACUCAUCCUCAGAAAAAGCGUGCACAACAUUAACUGAAGCCAUUGGAAAGGCACUUUUCUCUUUAGCUUCAAGUGUGCAAGAUCGUAUAAUGAUUCUUGGUCUGCUAGUUACGAAAUUAUUCUCAUUCGUCAACUGUGGUCAUGGUGAAAACUAUGUGAUCUUCUGUGGAAACAAAUUACGAACCCAAAUGUUUUAGCAAAAAGCAAAAUAGCUAGGCGUGAUUCAUUUCUUUUUAUUUAUUUAUUUAUUUAUUUUUUGCUACCCGUGAUUGAACCAGUAAUAUGAGGGAAGCUGUGCCUUGUGGGGUUAUAUGAUAUCAAGUGGUUAGAUAGAAGAUGACCCAUAAGUGGAAGAUAAAAAAAUCUAUGACCAGUAAUCUGUUCUUGGAGUAAAUGUUGUAACAUUAUGGUAUUAUUUCUAUUGGUAUAAGCACUCUUAUUAUAAUUAAGAAUAUUUCCUAAUGGACCAUGUGGGCUUUUUUCUUCAGUGUAAACUUUUUGUGUUUCAAAAAUAAUGUAAAAUUACAUUAGUCACUUUCGAUUACGGCAAACACUAUUAUUUGGACAUCAAAACAAAAGAACGUUGUGAAGAGUUAAUCAAUCCUUUUGG
Molecule: messenger RNA, 1567 nt
Organism: Limulus polyphemus (Atlantic horseshoe crab)
Lineage: Eukaryota; Metazoa; Arthropoda; Merostomata; Xiphosura; Limulidae
Exons: 6
Coding region: 1-882 (293 amino acids)
Source: RefSeq, a predicted model, not a curated record